CACAUGACACUCAAGAUGGCGUUCAUCAUUGAUAAGAUUUUGAACAAAUUUUCUGCUAAUCUUUUCAAUUUAUUCAAAAAGUUCCUUCGUGCAGAGAUAGAAUCUGGUGAUGGGAAUGUACCUAAUAGAUUCAAGGAAAUAUUGAAGACAUUGUCAUCGUGGUUGAAAGAACAUGAAAAGGCCCCCAAGCCUGUACCUGUACUACUACAGGAAUCUGUUCUCACUGGAGUUCAAGGUCUCAACUCCAACACAGCCAGUCUAACAUCUGCCAUAGAAACAAUGAUGUCAAUGGUGUCUGCCAUGCAACAUGUGAUGUCAAGCUUACUUGACCCCCAAGCUCUUUCAACAGCAGUCAGUAACGUAUCACAAUCAGAUGCUAUGAAUACAUUCAAGGAGAGCUUAACUCCAAUAAUUAGUGAGGUCAAAUCCGGAUUAAAUGAAAGUAGGAGUACAAUGAAGGCCAUACAGAUCACUGCAGUGCACUUGGAAAAACUCUCAAAAUAUGCAAAAAUAUUUUUGAAGACAUUUUCUACGUAUCUAUUUGUAAUGACAAUGCUUCAGGUGUAUAAUAAAACAGAAUUUGACUCGAUGGUGCUGAAAGGCAGGGUGUUGUUAUGGGUGAGGAAGAUUCUGCUGUUUUCUGUAUUCAUGAGUGUGAUUUUUUCACCCUUUUGGAUACUAAGGUGAUUACCCUGAAGCCAGAGGUUUGGAGUAAUAAUAUAGAUUGGGUUAAUUUCACUUGAAUUAAUUAGCGCCAAAUUAAACCAAUCUAAAGUACUACAAUCAUGACAAUCUACCACUGAAAAUAUGGAUCAUUAUGUAGCUUACAUUUACAAAGAAUUUAAUGCUUGAUGUAGUCAGUAUAUUUUAAGCUAAACCGUUUCACCAAUUUGGAGCAACACUACUUUAAAAUACAGGAAUUGACAAUUGGUUGAGAAUUGUUCUCAACCAAAAUAUUGUUUGAUUAAAAGGAAAUAUUUUUGUAAUCUUUAUAAAUAGGACUGUAUAUAUUUUGUACACAUUUGUGAAUGUAUUUGUAAUAAAAUAAUUAUAACCAAUACUAGGC
This is a messenger RNA of Owenia fusiformis, 1066 nucleotides long. NCBI's taxonomy places the organism in Eukaryota, Metazoa, Annelida, Polychaeta, Sabellida, Oweniidae. The record is from the annotation of a GenBank genome assembly.